AGGCUCCCCCUCCGCAGCACGCCAUGGACAAGGUCGAGGAAGCAGCCUCAAAGGUGGCAGAUGCCAGCAAAACACUAGAGAAAAGGGUCGAGGAAAAGCUCAUACUCGUAUGGGAUGAGCUUUCGCCGUGGCAGCAGGACAACCACUACAUUCGAUCUGGUUACCGAGCACCGUCAAAUUCCUACUCAAAGUCGUGGAAGAGCCUUGGAUACUUGCACAACGAAACGGUCAACAUCUACACCCAUCUCGUCGGCGCCCUGCUGGCAGUCGUGGCCGGCAUCUCUCUGUACAUCAUACUGGAACCGCGAUACGAGACAGCAACAAGAGAGGACGUAUGGGCAUUCGGGUGCUACUUUGCCGGAGCAGUGGCCUGUCUCGGUAUGAGCGGCACGUACCAUACCAUUCAGAACCAUUCGCACGAGGUAGCAGUAUGGGGCAACAAGCUGGACUAUCUGGGCAUCGUGUUUUUGAUAUGGGGGAGCUUUGUGCCAGUGCUGUACUAUGCCUUCCGAGAUGAGCCCGAGCUGAGGAAAACAUAUUGGGCCAUGAUUACGACGCUGGCGGCAGGGACAUCGGUUGUGUCGACGCAUCCCAAGUUCCGCACGCCGGCUCUGAGGCCGUUCCGAGCGCUCAUGUUUGUGCUCAUGGGCCUCUCCGCCGUGUUUCCCGUCCUUCACGGGGCUCGGCUGUAUGGAGUCCAGCACCUGCGCAAGAGCAUUGGACUGAACUGGGUCUUGCUGCAGGGCGUGUUGUACAUUAGCGGUGCUGCCAUCUAUGCCGCCAGGGUGCCCGAGAAGUGGAGUCCAGGAAAAUACGACAUUUGGGGCUCUAGCCACCAGAUCUUCCAUGUGCUGGUCGUCCUGGCAGCCGCAAGCCAUCUCGUAGGACUCAUUCAGGCUUUUGAUUAUGAGCACGGCCAGAGAGUGGGCGAAAUGAAGGUUGCGCUGGGGAGCACGGGGCCAUAGCGCCUGGCCAUAUACGUAGCCGUAUUAUGUAGCGAUGGGAUGCGGCUGCGCAGUAGACAACGCGCGUUGGACUGGGUUCGGAUUUCGAGGGAAAAAAUGAACGCAUACAGCCGUAGAGGGCGAGUUCUCUGUGGUGUGCAGCGUCGCCUGGCUCGCUCUCCUUCUUCGGUGGGCUUCUAGAAUCUGCGCUUCAGCGCAAAAACGCAGCAAAAAAAGGCAGGACAGGGAUGUCUUGGGCGAUGCGAACGGCGCACAGACUGGCCGAUGACGCCGUGGCCCGAUCGGCCAGCCACCUU
Molecule: messenger RNA, 1261 nt
Organism: Exserohilum turcica Et28A
Lineage: Eukaryota; Fungi; Ascomycota; Dothideomycetes; Pleosporales; Pleosporaceae
Exons: 1
Coding region: 24-965 (313 amino acids)
Cellular component (GO): membrane
Molecular function (GO): signaling receptor activity
Source: RefSeq, a predicted model, not a curated record